Messenger RNA from Echinococcus granulosus, 195 nucleotides. RefSeq lists its product as hypothetical. The transcript has 2 exons. Bases 1 to 195 code for a protein of 64 amino acids. The record is from RefSeq and is a predicted model, not a curated record. NCBI's taxonomy places the organism in Eukaryota, Metazoa, Platyhelminthes, Cestoda, Cyclophyllidea, Taeniidae.
AUGCGUUUGGGUGUAGCGAGCGUUACAUUCCUCUGCAUUCCUUCGUAUUCACCUGAUGAUGUUUGUCCAAUCCUCACAAUGUCGGACCCCAGAUCUGCUUACAUCGUCAACGUCCUUGACAUAACCAUGCAUGGACUUAUACGCCUCGUUAUGCUUGUCGCCAUCGAUGUACCUCCAUUCGAAGGCCUUUUGUGA